Messenger RNA from Etheostoma cragini (Arkansas darter), 5309 nucleotides. RefSeq names its product trafficking protein, kinesin binding 2 (gene trak2). Gene Ontology annotation, cellular component: dendrite. The coding region runs from base 275 to 3310 and encodes 1011 amino acids. Gene Ontology annotation, biological process: neurogenesis; anterograde axonal transport of mitochondrion. The transcript has 17 exons. The record is from RefSeq and is a predicted model, not a curated record. Lineage: Eukaryota; Metazoa; Chordata; Actinopteri; Perciformes; Percidae. Gene Ontology annotation, molecular function: GABA receptor binding.
CUUACUGUCGCACGCUGAUGAUUCGUAGCUCCAUCGCCCUCUCUUCCGCUCCAUUGUUUGAGAUUUGGUGAGGGCAUCGAGAGACACCGUACAUGUAACACUGACAUUGCCAAUGCUGUGGAAUACCAUUGACAUCGGGUAAAGGUGUGUGUGAGCACCAACCAUCAGUGCAGGAACAGGAUGUGAGGUCACAUCGAUAGUGGCUCCCUGUUUCAGUCCUGCUUUGUGUUUACGAUCGGGGGGGGGGGGGGCCCUCCCACUCAAAGGACAGGACAUGUUCGAAGUCAAACCCCGGGCGGUGGAGAAGAAAGAGUCCAGCACUGAGACAGAUGAGGGGCUGGGCAGCAGCGGGAAGCAUUACGGCUCACUGGGCUCGGGCUCAGCUGACUCCGGCUCCGUCUACCUGUCCGACAGCCAGGACUGGGUGGUCUCCCCGAGCUGCUCUCCGGACGAAGGCCCGGGCCAGCACAGUGCCAUCUCCCCCAUGCUGGCCGAGGAGACCUUCCGCUACAUGACGUAUCUUGCUUUGGAGCCCUCUUCUUAUUCCCACCCCGGCUCUCAGAGCCUCUCCAAAGUCCUCAGUGCUGAUCGCGUGGAGCAGAUGGCCAAGACUUACAAUGACAUCGAAGUGGUCUCUCACCUUUUGGCCGAGCGGGACAGAGACUUGGAGCUGGCAGCUCGGAUUGGGCAGUCCCUUCUACAGAGGAACCACCUGCUGCAGGAACGCAACGAGGCCUUAGAGGAGCAGCUGGCACAGGCCCUAGACCAGGUUCACCAGCUGCAGCAUGAGCUCAGUAAGAAGGACGAGUUGCUGCGGAUGGUGGCCAGCGCCUCGGAGGAGAGCGAGACGGACUCCAGCGUGUCCACGCCGCUGCGCCAGCCUCAGCUGCUGGGGGGAACCGCCGCCGCCGCACUCAGCCAGCUGGAGUCUCUGCAGAGCAAGCUGCAGGAGCUGGAGGAGGAGAACCUGUCACUGAGGUCGGAGGCUUGCCAACUGAAGACCGACACCAUCACCUAUGAGGAGAAAGAGCAGCAGCUAGUGAGCGACUGUGUAAAGGAGCUCCGUGAGUCCAACAGCCAGAUGGGGUCUCUGACUGAUGAACUGUCUCAGAAGAACGAGGAGGUGCUCAGACACCAGGAGGAAAUCGCUCAGCUGCUCUCCCAGAUAGUGGAGCUGCAACACAGAGUGAAGGAGCUGGCUCUGGAGAAAGAAGAGCUGAGGAUCCACCUGCAGGCAUCUAAAGAGGCUCAGAGACAGCUCACAGCAGAGCUGGACGAGUUGGCCGACAGGAAUGCAGAGUGUGUAGAGAUGCUCCAUGAAUCCCAGGAGGAGAUCAGAGAACUUCGGAGUAAAACCGCUCCCUCUGCCGGGAUGCGAAGGCACACUUCCUACGGCCUCUACCCCAUGGACUCUUUGGCAGCGGAGAUUGAGUGCACCAUGAGGAGAGAGCUGAGUGUAGAGGAGGAGACCGCCUCUCUGGACCAAAGAGUAUCCCUGAAGAAAGUCUUUCAAACAGUCCGCUCCAUCAACGCCUCAGCAUCGCGGCCCGCGUCGGCCACCCCCCCCAUCCCUGGCUCAGGACAGAGCUCUCUAGUGAUGACUGCACAGCCCUUUCCGUCCAAUCAGGGUGAGGAGGUUCCAAUUGGCCAGCCUGGCUGUCCGGGAGGGAACGACCUGACCAGAGCCCUGCACCGGCUGUCGCUGCGGCGCCAGAACUUCCUGUGCGAGCGUCAGUUCUUCCAGGCGGAGCGGGAGAAGAAGCUGCAGUCCCUGGGGGAGGCCGAGAGAGACGUGGAGGGCAGCGGUUGCAGCUCACCAAUGGGCAGCGUCCUCUCGUCUUUCUCCAACCUGUCAGAACUCUCCUUCAGUUCCAGCAUUUUCAAGACCUUCCUGCCUGAGAAGCUUCAGAUUGUCAAGCCCAUGGAAGGCUCACUGACGCUGCAUCACUGGCAGCAGCUGGCUAAACCACACCUAGCCACCAUCUUGGACCCCCACCCUGGGGUGGUGACCAAAGGUUUCUGCCCACUGGUUCAGGACGCUGUCUACCGCUUGUCUGAUAUGGAGGAGGAUGAAGUGCACAGAGGUGUCCAGGAAAAGGGGGCGGCAGAGCGGGGCAAGAAAGAGGAGGACGAGGAGGAAGGCGGGAUCACAUUCAAGGUACGCUUUUCGUCUACCCCCGACGAAAGGAGAGACAGAAAGCAAUCCGUGUCGCCUCUCCCUGUCCCGCUUCUCUCCCCCACCCUGUCAACAUCCCCUGGGACACCUGCCACGUCCUCCUCAGCAAGAUCAGAACUCUGUAUGACCCCCCCACCCUCAUCACCUCAGCCAACUUCAAGAGCCUGUACAACAUUGGUCCAAUCACAAAGUCCAAUUUUUAUCUCCACAUCAUCAACAACAACGACGACAAUAACGUCUUCUUAUGUCCAAAAUCCAGGGAAGUGUCCAGGCUCCACCUCCUCUACCUACACGUUCACGACAUGCUGCAUCCUGCACCCCAGUGACGUCACACAGGUCACCCAAAGUUCUCAGUCGUCCCUCAUGGCCAACACACCCAGCUCCAUGAGGACAGGUCCCAGUACCCCUGUGACUCCUUGCAGGUUGAGUCUGGGGGACUGCUUUCCCCCCCGACGCCCACCUGUGCCCACCCGCGGUCUGGCCAAGCUGGUCCUGGAAAAGGGCAUUUCUGCACAAGUCUCCACUGACACCCCUCCACCAUCCCCAAAACUAACAACGAGGCAGCCCCUCUUCCGCCUCCUCCCAAACACACCCCCCAACUCCCCCUCACACUCACCUUCUCCCUCCCCUGUGCCCCCGGAGUCCCACCAAUACCCGGCAGACAAUUUCUUAGCCUCGCGGCCGGCAGAACUUUUCCUCCAGGACGUUUAUGGGUUGAAUCUGGGCCGCGCCCCACAUCCCGAUCUACCAAGCUAUUCCCAGGAAACUCUAACCCGCGUUCCGUCCCUUAAGUCAGGUCGAGCCAGGCCUGACCUCGGCCUAGUAGAGAGGCUACGGCGGCUGGGAUUCACUAAGGUGAUCCAGGGAGCAGAGGCCGAGGCUUCAGCGCCACGCCAGGAUUCUGCUACUUUUGUGUCAGCAGGUGGGGGAAGCCUGCUGGACGGCCUGAGGCGCAACCAGAGCCUCCCGGCCAUGAUUGGUGCCCGAGCAGGGAAGUCAGCCGGUCACCCGACACCUCCUCCUCCUCACCCCACCACCCUGGACAUCCCCGCACCACCCUGGGGAAACCCCAAAGAACGGCGCCGGCAUCUUGCCUCUGUCUCCCAUUUCCCGCCAAGUUCAGCCAAGCGAUAAGGGGGAAGAGGUGGAAGGACUGCGAGGGCAAACCUCUCCAGAACAUGAACCCCUCCUAUACACCGCCAUCCUCUUCUUCCUCCCCUCAUCUCUCCUCUUCUAUGCCUUCGGAGAGAGGAGUCAGGCAGGUUAUCCGGUGGGCAGAACAAUCCCUUGUACUUUUGUACAACUUUUUAAUUUUAAAGCACAAUUUAACUAAACAGACUGUUUUUAGCUAUACCGCAGUGUCUGUGUGUGUAGAUGUUUGCCAUGAUGCUAGUUACUGAGGCCUUAGCUCACCUCUGACUGGGGUGUCAGCUCUUGACACCUUCUCAGUCAUUAAUUAGUUUAGGUAGUUUUCCUGUGGGGCUCUGGAUGUUCAGCGACAGGUAGAGGAGUAAGGAAAAGCUCAAAUGUAAGUGGACAAAGGUUCGUGGAUGUUGAUUAGAAAAAAAACGAGUUAAGAUGAAGGUAUAAAAGGAAGAGAGAAUGUGGUCUUUAUUCAUGUCAGAAGGUAAAGUAAGUGAAAGACAAAGAGAAGGGCUGAGCAUCCAGUCACUCUAUUCCAAGGGCUUGUCCUGUAGUGGGUUGGAAAAACUUUAGUGUGCAACAACUAUGCCCAUUAAACAGUAUACAGUGUUUCAUGAUCAUCUCCAAAAAAAAAACAGUCACAAAAGAAGGGAUUUACCAUGCUUUUAUUACCUGAGGACUUCAAGUGCUAGCUGGCUCGAUAGUACACUGCCGGGCUAAUCUUGUAGUCAGACCAUAACAUUAACAUGCCAGUAUUUAUGCUAACAUGAUUUUACAGUAGUUGAUUGUUGCAGAUGUGUGGUGACCGUCCAUGUGCCGUGCCCAAUUCCCGCCUUCCUUGCAAGCGUCUGCAUGACAUGUCAAACAGGCCUACAGGUCCCAGCAUGCACCUGUCGGCAGACGGGUGGGGCCAUGCUGAAGGCGAGGUCAGAACCAUAGACGCCAGGCCUUUUUCCUUCAGGUCCUAGUGUUUGGGUAUUUUUAAUGAUAUGAGGUCUGAAGUGGAAGCCAGCACUGGUUUUGAUAUGUGUUCCUGUUAAGCCAUAUUUGUAUAUAUUAGUUGCACUCAGUGGGAUUUGGAGCUUGUGUUAAUUUAAGGAUCACUGGUGGGGCCUUUUUAAAAGCAAAUUUUAUCAUUUCAGUCUCCAACCACCAUCCUUAUCUCAGGCCUGUAGGGCGUUCAACUUCAGUCUGAUAAAAGGGAAAAACACACUAGUUUUUACACAUUUAGUUGUAUAUCACAUCCAGGUAUAUUAUGUGUGGGUCUCGCAUAUGUAGUUUACACACUGGCCAACAGGUGGGUGUGUUCCUGUAGGAAAGUAUAUGAAAGUUCAUCCUAAUUACUCCUUUAUUUUAUAUAAUAUCAGAUAUUUAGAUACAAGGAAGCAUAGAGCUUUGUGCUUGACCCGUGACCCUUCAGUGCUGUUGUCCCUAACAACUGUCCAUCCAACCAGACCCUCCCACUCAACCACUGCACUUAUGUAUUUUUUUUAUUUAACUUUGUUCUAGUGACACCACUAUCUGAAGGACAGAUUCCAACAUUAAUGAGAAAAUGUUGCAUAUUUUGUGCCUGUUUUAACAAUGUCUACUAGUAUUUUGACUGAAGAUUUUAAUAUAUGCAGCUUUUUUUGCUUUCCACAUGUAGAGGUCCACAGAAGGGAAUCCAAAUUAAGACAAAAGUGAUAUUUUAUUAUUUCCAAGUACGUAAAUACACAGGUGAUGCUUUUUGUGGUAAUUUGCUUUAACAUAGGACGCUUUUGUUUUAACGUUUGUAGGAGUGCAGAGAAGAGGACAGACAGACUGUUCAUAUCUUUAGAUUAGUUGUAGUUCUCAUAUUAUCCACUGUUUUUCGUAAAGCAGGAAGUUCAGGUUUAGGGCUUUCUUUGGCUAAAAUAUAAAAUCCUGUCACUUGUGCCCCUUCUAAGAUCAUGAUCCUCUGUAAACUACUCAUGGCUAUUAUACAGUUGCCUCUUUUUUUAAAUAAAGCAAU